CUCUCUCUCUCUCUCUCUCUCUCUACUUAAGUUUGUAGGUAAGCACAAUUAGACAGAUAGCUAGCGAGCCUUGUGAGUAUAAAAACACGUCCGAAAGACAAGAUAGCCAAGUGACCUGUCGAAAGAUACACAAGCUCACCAGCCUACACGCACGCCCUACCAAGCAACAGUAACUAGCCACCAAGUCCGUCAUGCCGUGGUUUCCAGCCGUGCCGCCCGCACUGGCGGCCGCCGACGGGGGACGGAUCAAGAAGCGUGCGGGGCUCCCGAAGCUGCUGCACAAGCUCUUCAUCAAGGUGCUCCGCCUCAGGCCCGCGUCGUCGGCGGAGGACGCGUACUACGGCUACCGGAUGGGCACCGACGAGGAGUACUGCUACUACUACAGCUACGGCGGCGCCGGGUCGUCGUGGGCCGGCGUUCUGUCCUCCAUCCCGGAGGAGGACAGCUCCGAGGAGGGCACCCUGGACGUCUGCCCCGGCCCCACCGUGCUCCGGAAGGCCCAGUCGGAGCGGUUCGUCGUCGGCCCGCCCGAUGCCGCCACCGUCGUGCACGUCGAGGUCCUCCUGUAGUGCCCGCGCGCACAGCUGAGCUUACUUGCCCUGGCUGAGCUCAUCCGUGGAUUCGCAUGCUCUGCCUUCAUGCCGCUGUAAAAGGCGCCCAUCAGAACGCACCUUGGCCGUUCGAUCCAGAUCCAACGCUGGUGGGAUUAUCACCAGUGCGCUUGCAAUCAUCUCACGCCUUACCGGACGGCUCCAAAUUAGAGGUGCCAAUGGUAUCUUGGCACCCAAUGUACAGUGGCAAAGAGAUUCCAAAUCUAUAGUUUGCAUGCUUCAAAUUUUAAGUCAAUCUUGUUCGCUCGACACUAAUCGAAUUUGGGUACACAGGUAGCAAGAUAUGGCCAUAACCAUAAAAAAAAUUCUGCGGUUUCAGUAGAAAAUCUCAUCAGCGACAAGCGCGAGAGUUUCUGCGGAAAAUGGCAAAAAUAUGUAUCAUAGUUACAUUGGUGUUAUUUUUGGGCAGCAGUAGAAGUUGCUGUCUUGUAGUCUUGUUGACAUCACCAGUGAUGUGGGGUUUCAGUUAACGUUUAUCCCACAUUAGUGGCCAUUGUAACUUGGGUGGCUCUUGCUCACAUGUUGUUGCACCCUUUUUUGGCGUGUGAUUGAGGGCAGAAGCCUAUUGAUCCUGCUUUGCAUUUUCUUUAACUGGCAAUGCAAGCCUUCAUGUGUACCAGCU
Phragmites australis (common reed) is the source of this 1233-nucleotide messenger RNA. RefSeq lists its product as uncharacterized. The record is from RefSeq and is a predicted model, not a curated record. Bases 192 to 569 code for a protein of 125 amino acids. NCBI's taxonomy places the organism in Eukaryota, Viridiplantae, Streptophyta, Magnoliopsida, Poales, Poaceae. The transcript has a single exon.